Messenger RNA from Carcharodon carcharias (great white shark), 5066 nucleotides. It is a transcript of the gene ogdhl, whose product is annotated as oxoglutarate dehydrogenase L. The coding region runs from base 143 to 3193 and encodes 1016 amino acids. Gene Ontology annotation, cellular component: oxoglutarate dehydrogenase complex; mitochondrion. NCBI's taxonomy places the organism in Eukaryota, Metazoa, Chordata, Chondrichthyes, Lamniformes, Lamnidae. Gene Ontology annotation, molecular function: oxoglutarate dehydrogenase (succinyl-transferring) activity; thiamine pyrophosphate binding. Gene Ontology annotation, biological process: tricarboxylic acid cycle. The transcript is spliced from 23 exons. The record is from RefSeq and is a predicted model, not a curated record.
CAAUUUGAGCGGGUGGGGCGAACCAGGUGAGCAGCCGGCGGGGGCAUGUCCUGGCAACGUGCAUUGUGACGUCUAGGGUCUCGUGCGACAAGCUCGAGCGAGUUUUCUCCCACUAGGAUUGUACAUAGCAGGAAAAACAGCCAUGAAUCACCUGAGGACAUUGACUGCAAAAUUUAAACCACAGACUGUCAAGAGGUUAACUCGGCACAAUGUAGCCAUGAGGCCAGUGUUACUGAGCAGGCUUUACAGUAUACCUGGAGCUUCGGAACAUUUCCUCAAUGGAAGUAAUUCAAAUUAUCUUGAAGAAAUGUAUUAUGCCUGGCUUGCAAAUCCAAAAAGUGUUCAUAAGUCCUGGGAUAAGUUUUUCCGAACUUCCAAUGUGAUUGUACCUUCAGACACGUUAUUAGACAACCUGCCUCCAUCAGGAAGCCUUCCAGCUGUAGCUCACAGUAAAAGCAGAACAGUAACAUCUGCUAAAGCUGAGAAGAUCGUUGAAGAUCAUCUAGCUGUACAGUCAUUGAUUAGAGCAUAUCAGACCCGAGGACAUCAUGUGGCUCAGCUGGAUCCAUUGGGAAUUCUCCAUGCAGAUUUGGACUCGGGUAUUCCAUUUGAUUUAGUCACUUCAAUGGAUAAACUUGGUUUUUAUGGACUGCAUGAGUCCGAUCUGGAUAAUGUUUUUCGACUGCCUACCACAACUUUCAUUGGUGGAAAUGAGCCUGCAAUCUCAUUGCGUGAAAUCCUAAAACGUUUGGAGAAAACUUACUGCAGGCAUAUUGGCUUAGAGUUCAUGUUUAUAAAUGAUGUGGAUCAAUGCCAAUGGAUCAGACAGAGAUUUGAAACUCCAGGAAUAUUGAAGUUUACCAACAAGGAAAAAAGAAAGCUGUUGGCUCGGUUGGUCCGUUCAACAAGGUUUGAAGAAUUUCUUGCAAGGAAAUGGUCGUCUGAGAAGCGGUUUGGUGUGGAAGGAUGUGAGGUGUUAAUUCCAGCUUUGAAGACCAUCAUUGAUGUAUCUAUUUCCAAGGGUGUGGACAAUGUGAUCAUGGGAAUGCCACACAGAGGCCGGUUGAAUGUAUUGGCCAAUGUAAUCCGGAAGGAUUUGGAGCAAAUUUUCUGCCAGUUUGAUCCAAAGUUGGAAGCUUCGGAGGAGGGAUCAGGAGAUGUUAAGUACCAUCUGGGUGUUUACCAAGAAAGGAUCAACCGAACGAAUAACAAACACAUUACCAUGUCACUUAUGGCGAAUCCCUCGCAUCUUGAAGCAGUGAACCCAGUGGUACAGGGAAAAACCAAAGCAGUACAGUUCUACUGUGGAGACUCCACAGGUCAAAAGGUUAUGUCAAUCCUUCUACAUGGGGAUGCUGCUUUUGCUGGCCAGGGUAUUGUGUAUGAGACAUUUCAUCUCAGUGACCUCCCAUCCUAUACUACACAUGGUACUAUCCAUGUAGUUGUGAAUAACCAGAUUGGGUUUACUACAGAUCCUCGUAUGGCCCGUUCAUCUCCAUAUCCUACUGAUGUUGCACGUGUUGUGAAUGCACCCAUCUUUCAUGUGAAUAGUGAUGAUCCGGAAGCAGUGAUCUAUGUGUGUAAAGUGGCUGCAGAGUGGAGGAGCACGUACAAUAAGGAUGUUAUAAUUGAUCUGGUUUGCUACCGUAGAAGGGGACACAAUGAAAUGGAUGAGCCAAUGUUCACACAGCCUCUGAUGUACAAGCAGAUCCAGCAGCAGGUGCCUGUUCUGAAGAAGUAUGCAGAUAAAUUGAUAUCUGAAGGAGUUCUGACACUGCAGGAGUAUGAGGAGGAGAUAGCAGACUAUGACAGGAUUUGUGAGGAAGCCUAUACCAGAGCGAAGGAUGAGAAAAUUCUUGCAAUUAAAGAAUGGCUAGAUUCCCCUUGGCCAGGUUUCUUUACUCAGAGCGGAGAGCCAAAGAGUAUGACUUGUGCUCCAACUGGCCUUUCUGUAGAAAUCCUGCAGCAUAUUGGGAAUGUAGCCAGCUCAGUGCCUAUAGAAGGUUUUACCAUUCAUGGAGGUUUGUCUCGUAUCCUUAGGGGACGAGCGGAGAUGGCCAAGAAUCAAAUAGUUGAUUGGGCUCUGGCAGAGUAUAUGGCAUUUGGUUCUUUACUGAAAGAGGGAAUACAUGUAAGGCUUAGUGGACAAGAUGUUGAACGAGGCACUUUCAGCCAUCGUCAUCACGUAUUACAUGAUCAAGACAUAGAUAAAAAGACUUGUGUGCCGAUGAACCAUUUGUGGCCAGAUCAAGCUCCCUACACUGUUUGCAACAGUUCACUUUCUGAGUUUGGUGUCUUGGGCUUUGAACUUGGAUUUGCAAUGGCUAACCCUAAUGCUUUGGUGUGUUGGGAAGCUCAAUUUGGUGACUUCAACAACACUGCACAGUGCAUCCUGGAUCAGUUCAUAAGCUCAGGCCAAACAAAGUGGGUUAGAAACAAUGGAAUUGUGCUGCUUCUGCCUCAUGGAAUGGAGGGGAUGGGUCCGGAGCACUCUUCAGCCAGACCAGAACGAUUCCUACAGAUGUGCAUUGAAGAUUCAGAUGUAUAUCCUAAAUAUACUGAAGAAUUCGAAGUAAGGCAACUGUUUGAGUGCAAUUGGAUUAUAGUAAACUGCUCCACACCAGCAAGCUACUUUCAUGUGUUGAGGAGACAGAUUCUACUACCAUUUAGGAAGCCGUUGAUUAUCCUCACGCCAAAAUCUCUGCUAAGACAUCCGGAAGCCAGGUCCCAUUUUGAUGAAAUGAAAACAGGAACAACAUUUCAACGCAUCAUUUCUGAUGAAGGGCUUGCGGCUCAAAAUCCAAAUCAUGUGAAGAGGCUGAUUUUCUGCACAGGCAAAGUUUAUUAUGAGCUUGCAAAAGAAAGGAUAAACAGAAAAAUGGAGAAGGAGGUGGCUAUCAUUAGGCUGGAGCAGAUAUCACCAUUCCCCUUUGAUCUGCUGAAAAUGGAAAUUGACAAAUAUCCUAAUGCUGAACUCACCUGGUGCCAAGAGGAGCACAAAAACAUAGGCUACUUUGACUAUGUGAGGCCUCGUUUCAGAGUGACAGUACAGUUUAAAAGGCCUGUUUGGUAUGUUGGGCGUGACCCUUCACCAGCCCCAGCCACAGGUAACAAGAACACUCACCUCACAGAGCUGCAGGGCUUAUUGAACACAUCUUUCAACCUCCAAGCUUUUGAGGGCAUGACGGUUUAGAUUGAAUGAAACCAACCCUUGUGGACAUAUUGGGUGUUGUUUCAGGGAAAUACACAUCUUAAACUGCUGAGAAGUAAUGCAUAAACAAUUGUUGUUUGUUUCAUAUAUUUUCCCCAUUGCUCUCAUUCAUCACAUAAAUGAGGUCCUCUGAAUGUUUUCAGCUUUUCUUUGGUUCAUGGGAUGUAGGCGCCGCUUCCCUAAUUGCCUUUGAGAAGGUGGUGGUGAAUUAUUUUGGUAGGUUAUUUUGCAAAGCUAAUUUAAACCGUUUUUUAAAUCUUGUUGUUUAAGUAAAAUGUGAAUAUACAAGUUGAGAACCAGGAGAAAAGAAGGAUAUAUUAUUCAGUCAUUUUAUUUUUAUAAUCACUUUUUUGUCUAGUCAAGGUUUAAAAACAGAGUGCACUAUGGGCUUUUUCAGGUUUUCUUCAUAAUUUUGAAAGGCACACUUGGGGUAGCUACAAUAAUAAAACGUUUUAACAAUAUCACUCAGCUUUCUUGAGAAGAUACCUUUAAUUGUACUUGUAGUUAAGAAAAAAUAUACAGUUCAAUAUAUAUAGUUGAUUCUUGAUGAAUAUCAACUAGGUAGUCUCUCUCAAAACACUGACAAGGGCAGUUGGAAAUUUGACACCUUCAUCAGUACAUGAUGAAAGGCACUGACCUGAUGUCCUAUUGGUUCCUACCUAUUGCUUCUAAGGAUCUACAAUCUAAGGAAGCAUGAUUCUUUUGGGAGAGGUGGGAGUUUAUUUGAAAAGUAGGGAAGGAGAAUUUACACCAGCCUAUUAAGAAUUCGUUCUGUGCAAUACUUUUAUUUUUCCUUGCCCAACACUAACUCCCCCUCACCAUGAAAUAAAUUGAGACCAGCAAGUUGCCUUCAGAAUUGAGCUUUCAGCAGUACUGAGAUAAUAUUCUGUGAAAUUUUAAAUGACAGUAUUUAUUCUGCAAGUGAGAUUGACCUGAUAAAUGAUAAAAUUGCAAAUAUUCAAGAUCAUCUUUGCUUGUGGAAGGAAUUCUACAUUAUAUUGUUCAUGAUUUAGCAUUCUAUUUAAAUAUAUUUUGCAUUACAAACAUAAUUAUCUGAAUGAACUACUGUCCUGCCCAGAAAUAUGAAAAUAGAAAUUGGCUGCAUAUUUGGGGAAGGUUUCUGCUUGUUUCACCAGUGAGGCACUGAUUAUCCUUCAUUAAUGUUCAAAAGCACAUUGGAUUUGUAUUUAAGCUUGGUUUAAUCAUUUAUAAUGUAAAUAUAUCAAGCUGCCAAUUUCUAAAUUUGUUAAGAAUAAACUUAAACUCAUGUUUUGAAAUCAAAACCAAAUUGAAUCACACUGUUGCGGAUCCUGUACAAGUAUAAUAAUUUUUACUGCUAUUACAUUUUGUUUACCGUUGUAAUCAAUGGUAAACCAAUUUUGGUUACCAUUAUAGCAGAAAAAAUAGGCGAAGGAUAAUUGCAGUGACUAGCUGUUACUCCUUUUCCUUAUCUGCCACAACAAGAAACUAUAAGUGGAACACUUGCACAGCUUACUGUGUACAUAACAAUCGGACUCGAAUGAAUUCUGGAUCUGUGGUAAGGUAUAUUUCAAUGGUCUCAACUUCCAAUGUCACCCUUGACUAACAUUGACUGACUUCAAAAUUAAAGUAAUUGUUUUUUGCUUAAGCUGUCGUGGAGCUCUUAUCAUAAUGAGGUGCUUCAACUUAUGGAAAAGGUCAAAAAGAAACCUGUUUGCAGAGCUAUCCAAUUCCUUAAUGUGCCGCUCCCUUUUAGUGAGACACAGCAAUGUUCCUUGAUUUAAUAGAGUUGGCACAUUUGGAAGAUAAGCACUUGAGUCAUAGCAGUGUAUAUUGUUCAGCUUAAAUUUAAUGCAAAAUAAAACAUAUAAAAGGA